This is a messenger RNA of Sipha flava (yellow sugarcane aphid), 324 nucleotides long. RefSeq names its product jerky protein homolog-like. Gene Ontology annotation, molecular function: DNA binding. The transcript has a single exon. NCBI's taxonomy places the organism in Eukaryota, Metazoa, Arthropoda, Insecta, Hemiptera, Aphididae. Bases 1 to 324 code for a protein of 107 amino acids. The record is from RefSeq and is a predicted model, not a curated record.
AUGUCUAAUAAACGUAAACGUCAUGUUCUUUCGAUGGAACAAAAAAUAGAAAUUCUUGCUAAACUGGACAAAGGUGAGACUAGCGUAUCUUUAGCCCGUAUUUAUAAUAUAGGUAAAGCAACAGUUACAGAUAUUAAAAACAACCGUCAUGCAAUCAUGGAUUUUGCGUCAAAGAUGAAUAGUGAUUAUGGAAUAAAAAGAAAAAAAGUUAUGAGAAUCACAAAAUAUCAUGAUCUUGACAAAGCAAUGGAAAUGUGGUUUAUACAAAAACGAAGCUUAAAUGAACCAAUUUCUGGACCUUAUUUGAAAAAGCUCUUGAGAUGA